This is a messenger RNA of Pristis pectinata (smalltooth sawfish), 2393 nucleotides long. RefSeq names its product RNA terminal phosphate cyclase-like 1 (gene rcl1). The transcript has 9 exons. Gene Ontology annotation, biological process: endonucleolytic cleavage of tricistronic rRNA transcript (SSU-rRNA, 5.8S rRNA, LSU-rRNA); ribosome biogenesis. Gene Ontology annotation, molecular function: RNA endonuclease activity. Lineage: Eukaryota; Metazoa; Chordata; Chondrichthyes; Rhinopristiformes; Pristidae. The coding region runs from base 31 to 1149 and encodes 372 amino acids. The record is from RefSeq and is a predicted model, not a curated record. Gene Ontology annotation, cellular component: nucleolus.
GCCGGAUGCACCACGUGCGCGGCCUGCAAGAUGGCGGGCAGCAACCGGACCCUGUGCUGGGAUGGAGCUCGGUUCUUGAGGAUGCGGCUCACACUCGCCACCCUGAGUGGUCGUUCUGUGCGGAUAUCCGCUAUCCGGAGCCAGGAGAUGGAGCCAGGCCUGCGGGACUUCGAAGCAAGUUUUAUUCGGUUAAUGGACAAAAUAACAAAUGGCUCCCGAAUUGAAAUAAAUGAAACUGGUACUACGCUGUAUUACCAACCAGGUCUUCUACAUGGAGGAACAGUUGAACAUGAUUGCCAUCCUCAACGUUCCAUUGGUUAUUACCUAGAAGCCUUGCUCUGCCUAGCCCCAUUUUGUAAGCGACCACUAAAAGCCAUCUUGAAAGGUGUCACCAAUGAUCAAAUGGAUCCCUCAGUGGACACUCUAAAAGCUACAGCCCUGCCACUAAUGAAGAGAUUUGGUAUAGAUGGUGAAGGUCUUGAGCUGAAGAUAGUCCGGAGAGGAAUGCCUCCUGGUGGAGGAGGUGAGAUUAUCUUCUCGUGCCCAGUGCGACGAUUUUUGAAGCCCAUUCAGUUAACAGACUCUGGCAAAAUUAAACGGAUCAGAGGUGUGGCGUACUCUGUCAGGGUGUCUCCACAGAUGGCCAAUAGAAUUGUUGAUUCAACCAGAAACAUUUUAAACAAGUUCAUACCAGAUAUCUACAUCUACACUGAUCAUAUGAAAGGAGCAAAUUCUGGAAAGUCCCCGGGUUUUGGCUUGUCUUUGGUGGCUGAAACAACAAAUGGAACAUUGCUGAGUGCAGAGCUGGUUUCAAAUCCUUCAGGCCAAGGAUCACCUGUCUUGCCUGAGGACCUUGGGAAGAACUGUGCAAAGCUGCUUUUGGAAGAAAUCUACAGAGGUGGCUGUGUGGAUUCAAUAAAUCAGAGUCUGGCCCUGCUGUACAUGACCCUUGGACAGCAGGAUGUUUCAAAACUUCAGAUAGGUCAGCUGUCCCCUUACACGAUUGAGUUUCUGCGUCAUCUGAAGAGCUUCUUCCAAAUCAUGUUCAAGAUUGAAACUCAGCCGAUGGAAGAAGGGAAAGGUGGAGAGAAAGUACUAAUGACUUGUAUUGGAGUUGGUUUCUCUAACAUCAGCAAGACUGUCAUGUAGCAACAACCACUGUCACAUCUGAUGUGUUUGGGGUGGUUAUUUUUAUAUUAAAACAUCGGAAAAUCUUCAUCCAGAAAAGUUUGUCUAAAAAAUUUUAUACACUGAGAAGAAAUGGUGUUCUUGCAGAACCUCUGAAAAUGACAAUACUUUUCUGAAAAGCCCUUGAGAUCUUGAAGGACCAAGAACAGAAGUAGGUCAUUCAACUGGCUCAAUUUGUUUUGCCAUAGCUCCAUAUGUCCCAAUACCUUCACCCAACAAAAAGUGAUCAGUCUUAGUUUUAAAGUUUUUUUUAACCAAUAUACUCUCACAUUUUUGGCAGCGUGGGGGUGGGUGGUGGCUGUGGGGGAGAGGUUUGGGUUGGGAGGAAGGAUUGGAGUUGAGAGACCUAAUAUUCCAGAGAGUUCUUUGUUAACUAUUUUGGGGAGAAAUUCUCUCUGACAUUACUCCUGGUAAGGCCAGCUCUAAUUUUAUGGUUGUCCUCCCUUUUUCUGAACUUCACCAUUGGAGGAAAUGCUUUUUUUUAAUCCACUGUAAAUCCUUUAAUUAUCAUAUCAUCCUUAAUUUUCCAAUCUCAUGGGAAUUGUUGAAUUGCUUUAUACAGAGAGCCAGGUGGUAGAAAUUCAAAGGUUUAUUCAGCACCGAACAGUGCAGUUACACUUCUUGGAUAAUUCUGAGUCUUACUCAAAAACAACUAACAAAAAAAAUGCGUGCAUCAGUUGGUAUACUUAAUUGGCACUCCCUUUUUGUCUCAUUGGUUACUAGCUUGGAGCUGUCAACCAGAGAUUGGUCCCUUCUUGUGGUGUGGUUAUGACCCAUCUCAUUGGUUUGGUUCUUGUGCACAUCCCUAGGUGUAGCUGGGCCCCCAACUCACUCCUACGCGCUGGCUUGCUCCCUGCGGCUAGAUCAAUCUUGCAAGGUCCCCGACGGUGCAUCUGCCGGACAUCCCUUCAUUAGGUGCACGGCAACCGCGAGCCAUGCUUAUUAAUGUUAACCCUAUCAAGAAUACCAACCUGAUUUGUGCAGCCUGCACGCAAAAUUUAAACUCAUUAGUCCUGACAUCAUUUUGGUAAAUCUGCAUUUUUGAAGACUUUAACUAAAUGUACAAAUAAUCAUGUUUUUAUGUUUUGUCAUCCCUAUCAGGUUAAAAUGAGGAUAUUGCAUUCUGAUUGGAGUAUACUAAAUUAUAUGUUGUAAUAAUACUGUGAUAAAGUGUUUUUUGUAAUAAAAUUUCCUGUUUAUUUGUA